Messenger RNA from Engraulis encrasicolus (European anchovy), 2140 nucleotides. RefSeq lists its product as uncharacterized. The record is from RefSeq and is a predicted model, not a curated record. Bases 56 to 547 code for a protein of 163 amino acids. The transcript has 2 exons. NCBI's taxonomy places the organism in Eukaryota, Metazoa, Chordata, Actinopteri, Clupeiformes, Engraulidae.
UGUUUUGUGGGCAGCAGACCUGUACAGGCUCCAGCCCUGUGUGUCACAGCUACAGAUGCCUGCGCUGCAUGCCCAGACGCCCCGGCCCCCUUCGCCAUCGCUCCAGCCCUGUGUGUCACAACUCCACACCCCUGCGCUGCUGGCCCAGCCUCCUCUACCCCUCGCCAUCACUCCAGCCCUGUGUGUCACAGCUCAAGACCCCUGCGCUGCUGGCCCAGACGCCCCGGCCCCCUUCGCCAUCGCUCCAGUCCUGUCUGUCACAGCUCAAGACCCCUGCGCUGCUGGCCCAGACGCCCCGGCCCCCCUCGCCAUCGCUCCAGCCCUGUGUGUCACAGCUCCAGACGCCUGCGCUGCUGGCCCAGCCUCCUCUGGCCCCCUCGCCAUCACUCCAGCCCUGUGUGUAACAGCUCGAGACGCCUGCGCUGCUGGCCCAGCCUCCUCUGCCCCACGCGCCAGACGCCUGCACCAUGGCCUCCUCCUGCCCUCAGCUCUACCAGCUCCUGGUCCGUCUCAAGUCCAGCCAUCACAGCUGGUAGGCUGUCGGUGAACACGGGAUGCCAAGCAUGGACAAGUUGGACAACCUGGCUGAAUACAUUGUGGAGCUGCACCAUGAAGCCUCCCUGACCCACCCCCUGCAUUUUCAAUACCACUUGUUCUCCCACUCCACCCAAACUGCUCCUCUUGUCUUUUCUCGGCUUACUUUUCCUCUCUGUACAUUCCCCAGACAACAACCAUGGGUACAGUUUUCAUACCUGCCAGACCUAGUGCCACCACUUCAGCCCCCCUGGACCACAGAAGCACCUCUCAAAGGCUAGAUUUAAUAAAAAGGACUGUAGAUAGUAAUUGAUGCAGAAAAUAUGGUCAAUAUCGCACAAAAUAAACUGGACAUAGUCAGUACAAGAGCUUUAUGUAUGGCCCUAAUACUCAAUCCCUUUCAAAGGAGGAGUGGCUGAAAAAAAUGAACAAAACAAAAAGCAGUAACUCUAAAUAUUUCUCUGCUGUACAUUUAUGUAAUGUUGACUGUACAUAUUGUUCAUACUGUUCUGAUGUGUGUGUGGGUGUGUAUGUGUUGACACUAAAUUGUAAAUUUGUAUGUUUAGAUUACUCUGUCGAUCUUGGCCAAGUUUCGUGUGUGUGUGUGUGUGUGUGUGUGUGUGUGUGUGUGUGUGUGUGUGUGUGUGUGUGUGUUAUGUAAAAUUGCAUAUUUGUAUAGGCCCUAAUUGUUUAUGUCACUUCAGAUUAUUCUAUUGAUCUUGGCCAGAUCAGGACUCCUUUGUGUGCAUGUUUUUUUUUACUGACAACUAUUUGGGAAUGGGUCUGGUCGGGGCACAGUUAAACAUUGUUGUUUUCGUUGUCAUAUAACCAUUGAACAUGGCCAACAGUUUGCGUGUUUGGUGUGUUACUUGCAAUAAAAUGAAAAUAUUUCUUCAAAAUGUCUUUUCAUUUAUGAAAAAAUAUUUGUGUAAAAUAUGUUAGUUAACCUCCAUCUAUUCAGGAAGGUAUCCCCUCUCAUUUAUUCAGCAGAGUAAUCAUUAACCAAGAUACCUUAUAAAUAAAUCUAUAGCUUAAUGGCAUAUCAUUUGAAACAUCUAUAGGACUUUCAAAACUUUAUCAUGUGUGAGAUUUUUUUUUAAAUCCAUUGUAUAGCCUUUUUAGUGGCCACAUUAAAUGCAAUAAGCUUAUUUGUCUUUCUGAAAUUUUAUCAGUAAUAUUGCUCAAACCACACUCAGACAAGGGCAAAAAAAAGAAAAAGAAAAAAAAAAGCCCAGUAUUGCACCCCUAGUGGUCUGUAGGUAAAUAACACUCUUGGAUGGGAUUCGACCCAACCACCUUUACAUAUCACUUGAUACUAAAUGUUUGAAAAUGAGUUAAUGCAUUAUGCUAUGAGUGGUAAAUGUGCCAAAAUACAUGUACCUGCUUCUUAUCUUUCUCUUUCUCUUCCUUCCCCCCCUUUUCCUCCUUCUUUUCUUCCUUUUUCUUUCUUCCCCCCUCUUGCUAAACGAGUGUUCCCCUCGCCUAGCGCAGGUGGUAGAGGAGCCGUUCGGCAACCCAAAGGUUGCAGGUUCGAGCCCCACUCGGCCUGACUCCAUCGUUGUGUCCUUGAGCAAGAUACUUAACCCCAAGUUUCUCCUGGUGGCAG